AUGGACGCGACGAAGAAGCAGCAAACCAUGGCGCCACAGGCUCAGCACAUCAAGGAGGAGGACCAGGAGGAGUGUGGAUCUGAGGCUCCGCGUGGUGUUCUGAAGCCCGGUGGCAAAGGGAAGGGCGCAGCGCCGGCCGUCGUCAAGGCCGUGCACAAAGGAAAGGAAGCCGCCGUGCCUGUGGUGAAAAAGAACCCGGGUGCCAUUCCCAUUUUGGCGCAGAAGACAAAGGCGUUGGAGAAGAAGAAGAGAGCGGGCUUGGAGGCUGCGCGGAAGGGGCAAGCGGCAGUCAAGGUCGCGCCGAAGACAAAGAAGGUCAUCUCGAGUGAUGAGGAAGAAGAGGAGGAGGAGGAGGAGGACAGCAGUGAUGAAGACUACGACGAAGAAGAGAGCGAGGACGAGGACAGUGAUGAUGACUCAGAGUAUGAGGAAGAGGAGGAGCUAGUCGCUCGGCAGCCUCCACCUGCGAUGGCUGAUGAGGUGGACGAGGAGAACUUACCAGUGCAUGAGCAGCAGCAGAUGGAGGAGCCUGUGGUUGUGGAGGAUACACACGAGGGAAACAAUGAUGAGGACGCCAUCGUCAAGGUAAAGAAGUUCGAGGGCUGCAGCAUGCUGGUUGAGGUGGACAGCACCGAGGACAACGGAGUCGCGAGCCGGACGCGGCGGCGCAAGGUUCUGAAACGGCUCCAACUGAACUCGCAGUUAGACUACGACAAGGAUUCCAAAGGGACGUUCAGCGAUCCGGUAAAUGUCUAG
Messenger RNA from Setaria italica (foxtail millet), 756 nucleotides. Its product is annotated as nucleolin-like. Bases 1 to 756 code for a protein of 251 amino acids. NCBI's taxonomy places the organism in Eukaryota, Viridiplantae, Streptophyta, Magnoliopsida, Poales, Poaceae. The record is from RefSeq and is a predicted model, not a curated record. The transcript has a single exon.